CAUAUGUAAUCGAAAUGCCACUCGGAUGAUAUCAGUGGCGAGCUGUUAACGACCUGCAACACGUGCAUGACGCUUAUCUACGUCUGCCUACACGUGCACGUUCGCAUAUAUGAUAAUAAAGAUGCCCUUUAUCGUGCUGUCGUCAGUAGGUCGAUUUAAAAAAGAAGGCCACUUUACUCUGUGAAGUUAGAACCAAAUGCUUCUCAUGGUGAUUCAUGGAAAAAUUACCACUUCAUAAGACUCACCACCAAAAAAGGUCAAGCCUUUCUAACACAACGUUAUACGACGAUUGCAUAUACUGCCCGUUGUUAUCAAGGUAAAAUAUCACCAGGAUCAAUUGUGUUGAGAGAAGUGAUUCGUUAACCCAUCGCCGUUCAUCGAAGUGUGGACGACUCUACGUUUCAAGGUUUGAUCAACCCUACAACAACUAUACCAAGCACAUCUUGAGGACGCGGUCAACUGGAUGCUAUCAGUGAGCUAAAUCAAAAUGUUGUUCGGUAAUUUACAAAUAAUAAAGCGCGACGGGUCUGAUGGAUCCCACUUUCCCAUUACAUCGGAUACAGUCUUUGGCUCGGACCCGUCUGCAGAUGUGAAGCUUAAAGUCGCAGGGGUUGCGAAACGGCAAUGUCGUAUAAUUCCGUGUGUUCAGACAAAGAAAAUGCAGCUCGAAGUAUUAGAUGACCGUUGCGGGGAAACUCAUAUCAACGGCGCGAAGUUGUCGGCAGGCGAAGUACGAGACCUGUAUAAUGCUGACAUUCUCACCGUCACGGAUCGGAAGUUUAAAAUUUUCUAUCCAUUGCCCUCGGCUAAGCGCCAGACAUUGCGAUAUAACUCACAAGCUCUCAAGGCACAGCCAACAUUUCGCUCACGAGAAUUCGAAGUGUCUGCACGACUUUUCAAUCAACUCGUCUGCGCCGACAUGGAAAGCGUGCGCGUUCCUUAUCAACGUCGCCUAAUACGUCGAGCCACAUUUGCACGUGACAUAGUGUCGAAAACACCGGGCAGUGUUACGAAGUUAAAACGACGGUCCAUCUUUAAUCGAACGCCACCAAACUUUGAUGCACCCGGCAGCCAAAGACAACAACAGCAACGACAACAAAACGAACUGAAGGAAGCAGUUCGCCAUACCCCGUCAGGGGAGGUGCGUCGAAGAUCCCAGUCAUUAAGCCCAAAGCCCCGAAAGAGCAUCCUUAGUGCAAAGAAGAAUCUGCUGGUAGCCAGGACCCCGACAAUGUCACCAAAGGUCGUUACUUGGGGGAACAACAGAUACAAAUCCCCUGACAGAUCGCCAAGCCCAAAAAAAAUUGUAAGGAUACCGCGACAUACAAUUGGCGCGACUUCGGCACUAGCGGCUGCCGUAAAUGAGAAGAAACGAAACAUUGGUCAUUUGGACGAGAAGAUCAAACGUCUGGCGUCUUCCUCUGCACCUUCAAACAACAUGACAUCGACUGGGCCUUUAUUAACCCCAAUAAGUCGUAGCAGCAUUCUGGAAAGUAGCACCCCUAUUAACAGUAGCGUUCUGCCCGUGAAGGUGACGGAAACGCCGCUUGCAUCAAAGUCACCAGUCACUGAGACAGCUAGAUUGACGCCCGUAUUUUCGAACGUAAAAGUCAAAGAAACACCAAAAUUAUUAACCACUUUGGCUACGGCACCGAUGCCCGUAGCAACCAAAUCGCCUGCAAUGCCCACAUCGAAAAUGACUGUAGUUGUUGCUGGGCCGCCGGCGGCGCAGAUAAAAUCACCCGCAAACCCGACGAAGUCACCUGUCGUAGCCUCGAAGCCACUAAUGAGCCCACUAGGAGAAGAUCAAUCCAUUGCAUCUGCAGGUCUCAAUCGAAAAACGCGUUCAAGUCAAAGUUUUUCUUUUGGCGACGAGCACAUGUCAACAGCGAGCGCGUUUCUAGACGAAAAUCUAUCAAUGAUCACCCAGCCAUCCGACUCUUUUGGCAGCCUGAGUGUAUCUGACGUAGAUCUGUCACUUUUUACUGGUAGUGUGGCAAACGAUAGCACCAUAAAUUCCCCGUUACGAAGCCGUAGAAGCUCCUCGGGUUCUUCACUUCAGAACUCAUCAGCGUCAGGUAGAGCGUUAAAGGGUACUAUUCGAUCACCAAAGACGCCAGUACUAAGCAAGGUGCAGAAAAACGAAGAGGCUGAGGUAAUUUCGGCACAGCGGACUCCGCAGAGCCAGCAUUCUGUUGUAAAAGAAAAGCUUAUGACUCCGCUAGCGACUGGCGAUGAAAAGGCAGGUUUAGCAACGGACGAAAUUUCAGCUGAGUCAGAAAGCAAUAUCAUAGACGUAGCUGAUAUUAAGCAGGUGGAGGGGGUUUCAAACAGCCUUGGAACUAAACAAGAAAGUAUUAAACCCGCUGAAAAAACUUGGGCAGGUAUACUCAAGAAAAACAUUUCUUCUGGAAGUCAUUUUAAAGUUAAACCAAGAAAAAGUCAUAAGAUUAAAGCAGUAGGCCGAUCCAAGUUUUUGCAGAAUAAAACUUCGAAAAGUGAUCUGGCGGUGGAGAUCGUCGCAGCUGCCUCCACUGGACAUCUGUUGUCACCACAAACUAUUUUUGUGAAUAAAAAAUUGAUGAAAUUUGCAUCGAGGACCUUCGUUACACCACUUUCUAAAUCACGUAAAUUUUCUUUUGGUAGCAUGACGCCUGAUAUAGAGACGGAUAUGUUUGUGUCACCCUUGAAGACCCCUGACAACUCUGAGGCAAUUUCUCGUGCGUCUGCUUUUGUAGCUAACGCGGACGAAUCAGCGGAUUUAGAGCCUCACUAUUCAAAUGUGUCAAGUCUCAACGAACCGGUAGCAUCUCCGGUGCGUAGCCCUAGAAAUUCGGUUGCAAAUGAAAACAGUUUUGUACACUCGAACGAAGCAGAUGGCAAAAUAAAUGUGCAGAAUGUCACUAGCGUGGGAAGUAAGUUAGGAACAUCGAAGAAGAGAAUAAGGCCGCUAGCAACUAGUCAGAAAAAUUCCCCGCUUAAUAGUCUAGAAGAUGUACGUGGUAUCAAACGGCUGAUGACAGCUACUUCUCCAUUAAAUGUUCUUGAUGAUUUCGAUGGCGUCAAGCAGCUUCUUCAAACCCCAAAAGUGAGGAAGCAACUUGAGGAUUCUUUAGAUAACGUCGAAAACGUGAUGCAGCUUUUUGCUACUCUUAAGGAGACUCAGUCAGGAAGAAAUUCAUUUUCAGACGUUAUGGACGUCAAGAAUAUUGUAGCAUCUUCAACUGAAUCAAAAACACCUGAAAGUAACUUGGACCAUACGUUUAAUGGUGUGCGGGUUAUGGUAGCUACCCAGACAGAAACGCGGGGUUUAAGGAGUAACCUCGAUAUAACUUCAGAGAACGUAAAAAAUUUGCUCAAUACUCGAACCCACGCUCAGAGCCCCAAAAAUAAUCUGGACAUAAGUUUUGGAGGCGUGAAGGAACUGGUAACUACUCCAGCAAAAAGUCCCGAGAACAAUCUUGACAUAACUUUCAGAGGAUUAAAAAAAAUGGUUACUACCCCGACCGAAGCAAGGAGUCCUAAAAAUAAUCUUGACAUUACAUUCAGAGGGGUUAAGAAACUGUUAAAUACGCCACCAGAAAUUAGGAGUCCAAUUAAUAAUCUAGACCGCAGCUUUAAAGGAUUACGGAGAAUGCUCGCAACUCCUCAAAAAGAUGAUGUAGCACCGAACGACUCUGUCUUGGGGGAUAUAGCCGAUUUAAUGCGUUCACCAGUCGUCUCCCCUCGAAAAAGAACCCCGGGAUCUCCUGCUGCGUCAGAGGCUAAACGAAGGCGGAGCAAAGAAGCGGCAAAAACGGCUGCUCCGUUGAGAGAUAAUGAACACGUCAUUUCCAUUAAGGAUAUUCUAACAGGAAAGAGUUCAGAUUCCGCGAUUUGCUCUGGCGAAAAGUUUCCUGCUUCAUGCCACAGUUAUUUGGAACUGUCAGAUGAAAAGGACGAAGUUGAUGUUGAAAAUACAGAAAGUUUGAUAGUUAAGCCUCAUCGUGAUCCUGAAACAGUUCUGCAGAAAGCUACAAAGUCGAAACAGCCCGAGGAUAUUAAGGGUAACAUGCAGAAUGUAAUAAGAAAGCGAAUCGAAAGCCAUAGCGAAAACGAAAGAAAUCAAAGCAAUACCGAGAAAGAACCCACAGAACGUGAAAAAGUGCCCGAGCCUGAAUCAGUAACAAGAGCAAGGAGUCGCCGCGGUAAAAGAGCUGAAUUCCAGGAGGUUGCUCCGCAGGCAAUACAACCUAAGGGCAAACGAGGUAAAAAGGGUGAGUCUAAAGAUAAGCAAGACUUGGCAAGUAUUGAGGGCCAAAAGGACGACGAGGAAUUCGAACGAUUUGCAAGUAACCAGAGUGGUGAGGAUACUGAGAAUAAUGAGAGCACAAAAUUCCGUGUGGAUACUCGAAGUGGGCGAUUCCACAAGGGACAAGAGUCGGAGUCACAGGUGGAGUUUGCAAGAAAGCAAAACAAACGUAACGAAUGUUACGCAGCUUCCACAAGGGGACACCGUGGUCAAGUCAAAGACAUCGAGAAAGGACCCACCAUGUCCGACGAACCGGUAGCUGCAUCUGAACUUGCAAAACUAAAUAUACGUAAAAAUGAGUCAAAACAAGAUGCCUCAAAGAGCCGUAAGAUUAAGUCGAAGAUAACGCAUGACGAAAAUUUAGAGAGCUCCGAAACCAGUGAUAACCAGGUUGAACAAGGACGUAACACAAGAGCUAAAGCUGCUAAAAAGGACUCUCUAGUUAAAACGACUGAGCAGGCCAAAGGCCAGAACAUUAUAGAACGCCGUGGGAGGCGGGCUGCAGCUGGUAAGAAGGAACAGGAUCAGUCUGAGGAGGUUAGCGAAGCGGUCAGUAGUAAUACAGGUGAGCCGGACUCUAUCGUUACUCAGGAUGACACAAUAAAAACACUGACAAGAAGACAAGGCACGAAAGCCGUCGAUUCGACGCCCAUUGCACUGAAAAGUGAAGACAAACCUAAACGUGGUCGAGGUCGCGCAAAAAACAUCCAAAUUGAAACUUUACCCGAGACAGUAGGCCUAAAGAGAUCAGAAAAAAAAACUAAGACACUGAAAAACGGAAGCCAUAAGGGUGUUGGAAAGGAAUCUGAGCCGGAGGAAGAACACGCGUUAGUCUCUCCUAAAACACCGCGCAGGGGACGCGGCAAAAAAGUUUAUAUGCUGGUAAACUCUGUAGAAGACACUCCUGCGACGACGACAACGGCAGAACCUGAAGGCCCUAAGAAGUCUCGGGCUCGAGGUACAAGGGCAGAACCGACGGAGGCAAACGGUUCAAAGAAGAAAAGCUCAAAGGCUGGGGCAAAACGUCCGCUUGAAGAAGAAUUGAACAUUAAGGAAGCAGCGCCAAAACGUCGUGCGCUCAAAAAUGCCAGCGAUGAUAAGGAUAAACUUCCGGCCUCUACACGAGUAACACGAACUCGUCGACCAUAACUACCAGAAGCAAAACCAGCCUUAUGAACAGUUGGCGUGUUCGUUGCAAGGAAAGCAACGAAUCAUUUCACGUAUGCCCAUUGUAUAUUUAUUAUUUUAUUAUGUAACAAGUAACUUAUGAUGUAUUCACUCCUCUCUCAAAGUAAAUUGUAGU
Molecule: messenger RNA, 5594 nt
Organism: Varroa destructor (honeybee mite)
Lineage: Eukaryota; Metazoa; Arthropoda; Arachnida; Mesostigmata; Varroidae
Molecular function (GO): protein binding
Source: RefSeq, a predicted model, not a curated record